Messenger RNA from Panicum hallii, 4645 nucleotides. Its product is annotated as C2 and GRAM domain-containing protein At1g03370-like. The record is from RefSeq and is a predicted model, not a curated record. Lineage: Eukaryota; Viridiplantae; Streptophyta; Magnoliopsida; Poales; Poaceae. The transcript has 9 exons. Bases 732 to 3815 code for a protein of 1027 amino acids.
AACCUCGGCGGAGCGAGCAGGACACGACUCGAGUACCGACGGGCGAGGGCGGCUCGUUUGAAAGUCAGCAGCCACGAACGCGACGCGGGGAAGGAAGACUCCUCCGCGGCCUCCAUCAUCAACCCACAGGUCUCCUCUCCUCUCCUAUCCCUCCUCCAUCCCCGGCCUUCAUUGCCCUGAACCUGACCUCCCAUCCACCUCCUCUGGGGUAUCUCCUCCUCGACAUCCCCCGAGUCACGACUCUGCUCUGAGCCUCUGAUUUCUUUGGAGGUUCUUUCAUUUUUUUUCCCUCUGAUUUCCCGAUAGGCUUCUCUGUGGACUGUGCCUGCGCUGCUUCGCUCCCAAAGUCGUCGUCUUUCUUGCUCCCGUGGGCGCGUCGCGCGUCCUUCUCCUGGAUUCAUGCCGCGUUAAUCCGGGGUUCGGGCGAUUUUUCGUAUUUUGGUUGCCGGUUUGAGCUUCCUUCGUUUCUUGGACCCGCCCACACCAGCCGGGGAUAGCUCCCCUGAUUCUUCCUCCAUUGGUUAAUCUCAAGUGCUUAGCAGCUCCAGUUCCCUUUCCAACCCGAGUGGUAAGCGGAGAAGGGAAAGGAAACCGGAGAGAAUCGCGGUUUCUCGGAACUCGGAUUGCUUCGAUUCGAUCGGAGGAGGCGUACGGACGCCCAAAUCGAAUUUCUUGGGAACAGUAGUAGAACGGAACAAGAUAAAAAAAACGUCCAAUUUUCCAAGAAAAAAAUGAGGCUGGUGGUGCGCGUGAUCGAGGCCCGGGGCCUCCCGGCGACGGACGCCGACGGGCCGCGGGACCCCUACGCCAGGGCGCAGCUGGGCAAGCAGCGGGCCAAGACCAAGGUGCUGCGGAAGACGCUCAGCCCCGCCUGGGACGAGGAGUUCGCCUUCCGGGUCGGGGACCUCAGGGACCAGCUCCUCGUCUCCGUGCUCCACGAGGACCGCUACUUCUCCGACGACGUCCUCGGCCAGGUCAAGGUGCCCCUCACCGCCGUACUCGACGCCGACAACCGCACGCUCGGGACGCAGUGGUACCAGCUGCAGCCCAAGAGCAAGAAGGCCAAGCUCAAGGAUUGCGGAGAAAUUUGCCUCACCAUAUCUCUAAGUCAAAAUCUCUCUGAAGAGACAGCGGCACUUGCACAUUGGGCUUCAGAUGACCUCGCAUCAAAUUCAGACAAAUCAGCUGAAUUAGUGAAAGGAUCUUCUUUGCCAAAUAUUCCAAUAGAAAUAUCCACAGCAGUAUCAGAGAGCGACGAGAUAGAAGUUAUCAAGGAGGAUAAAUCAAAUGGCGGUCCGUCAUUUGUUAACAAGCUGUAUCAAAUAUUUAAACCAAAAGACACUGAAGCUCCUGCUCCAUCUCUCUCCAAUCUGGAUAGCAGUCCAGAUGUUCUUGAAGAAACACCAUCAACCAGCUCGCAAUCUCCUGAGAAGCAGGAUCAGGAAGCUAGUGCAUCUAUGACAUUUGAUGAGCUACUGAAGGCAUUUGGUUCUCGGCAUGAAGGGAAGGAAAUGCCUGAAAAUUUUUCAGGUGGAGUACUCCUUGAUCAAGUUUAUGCUGUUGCACCAGGUGACUUGAACACACAUCUUUUCUCUCCAAGUUCAGACUUUCUGCAAUCGCUAGCAGAAAUUCAAGGAACUACUGGUCUUGAAAUUCAACAAUGGAGACUUGAAAAUGAUGGUGAAAUCUUGAAUAGGGUCGUAAGCUACACAAAAGCUCCUACUAAAUUAGUUAAGGCUGUGAAAGCGACAGAGGACAUGACAUACUUGAAGGCAGAUGGAGAGAGGUUUGCAGUUUUAGCAUCUGCUAGUACUCCUGAAGUUCCUUUUGGCAAUAAUUUCAGAGUGGAGGUUCUAACCUGCAUAAUGCCAGGGCCUGAACUGCCAGAUGAUGAAAAAUCAUCACGUCUUGUAGUCUCUUGGCGCUUAAAUUUUCUCCAAAGUACCAUGAUGAAGAGCAUGAUUGAAAAUGGGGCACGACAAGGCUUGAAGGAUAACUAUGCUCAGGUCUCUGAGCUCCUUGCUCGAACUUUUAGGCCAGUUGAUGCAAAAGAUACAACAGACAGUAAUGAAGUCCUGUCUUCUGUGCAACCAGAACAAGAAUCUGAUUGGAAGCUAACAUUUCGAAUAUUUGGAAAUUUUACUCUUUUAUCCUCAGUUUUUGCAUUUGUAUAUGUUUCUGCGCACAUCAUCCUUGCAAAUCCUAGUGUAAUUCAAGGUCUCGAGUUCCCAGGCCUGGACUUGCCAGAUUCUGCUGGUGAAGUUGUAGUUUGUGGGGUUCUUGUUCUACAAGGACAGCGUGUCCUAAAUAUGAUUGGACGGUUCAUCCAGGCGAAGAGGCAGAGAGGUGAUCAUGGAGUCAAAGCUCAAGGGGAUGGCUGGUUGCUGACUGUUGCUCUGAUUGAGGGAACCAACUUGGCAGCAACCAAAUCAUCUGGCUUCUCUGAUCCAUAUGUUGUGUUUACAUGCAAUGGAAAGACAAAGACAAGUUCUAUUAAGUUUCACACACUUGAGCCUCAAUGGAAUGAAAUUUUUGAAUUUGAUGCCAUGGAAGAUCCUCCAUCAGUGAUGGAAAUAGACGUGUAUGAUUUCGAUGGACCCUUCGAUGAAGUUGCCUCCCUUGGUCAUGCUGAAGUGAAUUUCUUGAAAUAUAAUAUAUCUGAGCUUGCUGACAUUUGGAUUCCUCUUAAGGGAAAGCUGGCUCAAGCAUGUCAAUCAAAAUUGCAUUUGAGAAUAUUCUUGAACAAUACAAGGGGUACUCAAAUUGUGAAGGAUUACCUGGACAAAAUGGAGAAAGAAGUUGGCAAAAAGAUUGCUGUGAGGUCUCCUCAUGCAAAUUUAGCAUUCCAGAAAAUCUUUUCUUUGCCACCAGAAGAAUUUCUUAUCAAUGAUUUUACUUGUCACUUAAAGAGGAAAAUGCUAACACAGGGUCGCCUUUUUCUUUCUCCAAGAAUAUUUGGGUUUUACACAAACCUUUUUGGCCAUAAAACAAAAUUUUUCUUUCUUUGGGAAGAUAUUGAAGAAAUCCUAGUGGUCCCUGCAACCCUGGCUUCAAUGGGAAGUCCAUCUCUGGUGAUUAUUCUUCGCAAGGGCAGAGGAAUCGAUGCAAAGCAUGGAGCAAAGCAACUGGACAGCGAAGGAAGACUCAAGUUUCAUUUCCAGUCUUUUGUCUCAUUCAAUGUCGCACAUAAAACAAUAAUGGCACUGUGGAAGGCAAGGUCCUUGACCCCUGAACAAAAAGUACAGCUUGUAGAGGAGGAAUCAGAAACAGAAGACUUCCAAAAUGAGGAAGGUGGGUCUUUCUUGGGGAUAGAAGAUGCCAAAAUGUCCGGAGUGUUUUCAUCUACAAAACCUUUUGAUGUAUCAACAGCCAUGAGCAUUUUUGAGGGUGGUCCUUUGGAGCGUCGGGUGAUGGAGAAAGUUGGCUGUGUGGACUACUCUGUUACAGAAUGGGAAUCUGUCAGAGCUGAUGUUUACCAGAGACAAGUGCAUUACAAGUUUGACAAGAGAUUGGCACAGCACGAGGGAGAAGCAAUAAGCACCCAACAGAAGUCCCCUUUGCCUAAUAAGAAUGGCUGGCUUGUUGAAGAAGUGAUGACAUUUGAAGCUUCAUAUUCGAUAUCAACUGGAGAGCAAUACAUCCAAGCAGAAGACUUGUACCGUCCAAGUAUCCAUUGGCAUAGUAUGGUUAAAGAGCUGCAAGAAUCGGAAGAAGAUCACGCAGGAUGUAACAUCCAGUGCAUCUUCACACCUCAAGAAGAUAUUCAGCCAACUCGAGAAGGAAUCUAUAUCAGCCAAGUAGGAAUCCCAUUUUGACAACGUCCUACUUUUGCUAAUGCACAAGUGCACAUACGGAUCACCAGAAAGCAUGUUCCGGCAAUAUAGUGUCUUUUACGACUGCUUGCUGCCAUGUUGAGCAAAGAUCAGUGACAUGAUGAAUAACUUUCAAUAUAAGGCAAAGCCCUCAGCAAAAAUUUUACAAAGCAAGGGCCUCAUCACAAGAUUUUAGAUUGGACAAUGGAGUACUAACUGCAGAGCCUGGAAUGUGUUUUAGCUGCCUAUGAUUACAGAAUGUUCAAAUGUUGUUCUGACUUCUACAGAAGGUUAGAGAAUCUGAACCUGAUCCUUUUAGUUAGAUUAGAGACACAGAUAGGGUCAUGAAUCACAGAAAACAUACCCCACCCACCCACCCAACCAACCAACCACACCCCCUUGCAUCAUCUGUUGUUACUAACAAGAUCGGAAGGAAAAUAGUACAAAAACUGUGUUUUCACUUCAUGUCACAAUGAUGGGCUGGCUUCAUUAGUUUCCUACCCUCAAGAAUUAGACGCAGGGGUUCUCUACUGAAUCCUGAAUGAUCCACGACUACAGGAAUCGCCUUUGCUCUCUUUUCUUAUGGGUGCUAUAAUGUUAAUUUGGUGAAAAACGAUAUUGACAAGGCAGUUUGCAAAAUGAAGGAACUUAAGUGUGUCAACAACUCAGAAUAGCUGAUGUUAUUGUGCCAUCAAGGGGUUUGAUUCGAAUUCUGUCUAGAAGAUUAUGUUACUGUUUGAUGCUACCACAUGAGAUUACUAUGCAUAUAUUUGCUGUUCGUGCAUCCAGAUUUUUCCGGAUAAAGUAAAAUCAAUAUAUUUUUUUUCAUGCUA